AUGUCUCCCACACUCGACUUGGUAUCAACACGCCGUGAGCGUCACCAAAAGUCUCUCACCGCCUUGCAACAUUACUUCGGUCUCGUCAGCAACAGGCCUCACCCUAAGGAUGUCCCAUAUAUUUCGGAGCCUCUUCUCUCGAAAACUCGCAAUUCCAAACGAAACUCACCUGAGAACAACGAACUACUCGAAUUCGUCGGAGACAGAUGCGUGAACCUUGUCGCAGCCUUGCUCGUCGACAAAGUACGGGUUAGCUGGAAACACCAUCUCGCCGUGCGCAGAGUUGUAUGCAAUAACGAUACAUUCGGCAGGCUGGCAUUCUGUCUUCACUUCGAACGCCACGCAAAAUUUGACGAUGAAGAUGCCCUUGAAGUCGACGCCUGGAACCCUCAAUCGAGUAAAAGAGCCCCUAAAGCUUUGGCCGAUCUCUUUGAAGCAUACGCUGGUGCCGUGUACAUGCAACAUGGUUGGAAGAGGGUUAUGCAUUGGUUGUCUCUCGUUUUCGAGCCGAUCAUCAAGGUCGCUACCCACGACUAUUGGUAUCACAAUUUACCGAACUACAUGUGCGGCGACCGUUUCUUCGGCGACAACCCCAUGACUCCUCGUCUACAAGACAAGUUUCUAGACUUUCUAGAGUACAAGCGCGAUUUCUUAGUCGAAAAGUGUUCGCCUGCGAUGGAAGCUUUAGCGUCUGAUACUCGGCUCGUCUUC
Stereum hirsutum FP-91666 SS1 is the source of this 711-nucleotide messenger RNA. RefSeq lists its product as uncharacterized. NCBI's taxonomy places the organism in Eukaryota, Fungi, Basidiomycota, Agaricomycetes, Russulales, Stereaceae. The transcript has 2 exons. Gene Ontology annotation, biological process: RNA processing. The annotation marks the transcript as partial. The record is from RefSeq and is a predicted model, not a curated record. Gene Ontology annotation, molecular function: ribonuclease III activity.